Molecule: messenger RNA, 1587 nt
Organism: Microthlaspi erraticum
Lineage: Eukaryota; Viridiplantae; Streptophyta; Magnoliopsida; Brassicales; Brassicaceae
Source: the annotation of a GenBank genome assembly
AUGGAAGUGAUGGAAAUCGCUGGAAAAGAUCCACUAAGAGCUCCAAUAUCUCUUGCUCUAGAAAUAGAGCUGGAGAGAGAGCGUGAAGAAGAAGAAUGGGGAGGCAUACCACCCCAUCCUGAAGUCUUGAAUGAAGAGCUAAUCAAGCAUGUGGAGAGGAAUCCUUUCUACAAUUCUACUUCAGAUGUGCAAAGGAGCAUCUAUGCAACUUUGAGCAGCUUUGCCACGACUAUGGACUUGGAGACAACCCCAAGAAGAUACAACUUUUCCAACUAUCUAGCUGGACAAGCCAAAGAAUGGGCUAAGUUCAAUGCCCAACAUGCUUUCAAGACUUGGAAUGGAUACAAAGGAGCUUUCCUCUACAGAUUUGCAAAGAAGAAGCACACUCAAGUCCAUGAGGACAAUGAAGAAGAAGAAAGAGAGUAUGAGGAACAAUUGAAUGAUGAAGAUGAAGAGCAGAGCAUCGACAUCAAUGCUUCUCCAAAACAGAGCAGGAUACACCUAGCCCUAGACCCUCGUUUCUCACCCACCAGAAGUCAAGCUUCUGAACUUCCAAGAUUGGAAGCAAUGCAAAGACCAUCACCACCUACUGAAGAAGAAGAUACUUGGCAGUAUGAUCCCAUUGAUCCCAACAAGAUAAGCCCCAUGAAGCUUAAAGAGUUCAAUGCUAAGGUGAAAUCACUUCCAUUCUAUGUCACUUUUGAAGAAGCUUGGGAUAAGCAUGAUCUAGUGGAGUUCUUUUUCACAACUAGUGAAAACAAAGAAGAAGUACAAACUUUUUCAGAAGGCACGAUUUCCCCAUGCCCCUCAUGCAGUCAAUCAAACCAUCAUCAUCACCACCACCUCAAGUGGUAUGUCAAUUCCAUAUCAAGAGAGAAGCUUGCUGAGUUCAAUCAGUUUGUCCAAACUCUUCCAGCCAGCAUGUCUUCCAAACAAGCUUGGCGCCACUACCCAUUCACCACCUUCUUCCACAACUGCAGAGAGACACCUCAGGACAUCAAAGAGCUUUUUGAGAAAGCUAAAGUUCAGCCUACCUUCAAGACCCUCUACAAGAUUGAAGACCCAGGUCAAUUCUCUAUUCCCUGUCAAGUAAAUGGUCAUUACUUUGAUAGAACACUAUGCGAUUCUGGCUCUUGCAUAAACCUCAUGCCAACCCAAACCGCCAAACUCCUUGGCAUCACACGCUUGCAACCUGCUCAAAUUAGUAUUGGACUUGCUAACCAUACUAUAGCCAAGCCAAGAGGAGUUGUUGUUGAUGUUCUUCUAGAGAUUGGAGAUAUCAAGAUCCCGGUGGACUUUCAUGUCAUGAACAUUCAAGGAGGAUGUGACACACCAUUGAUACUAGGCCGACCCUUUUUGGCCACUGCUGGAGCUGUCAUGGACCUUCCAAACAGGCGAAUGUCCUUAGCCAAUGUUGACAAGACAGUCUUUUACAAGACCAUACCAUUCAUCUCACCAAACAAGCUGUCUUACCUCAUCACUGCCCAAGGCCGCCCAAGAGAGCCACCAGACCACACUCAAGGUCACAAUGAGACAAGAACUAAAAGACUAUGUCUCAGGCCGUGCCCUUACCCCAUCUCCAACUAA